AUGAUACAUCUGAAUCAAAAGCAAACAAUGAAGAAAGAAGACAGAAAUUACGGGAUAUUGAGGAAAGUAAAAGUAUUGAAAUAUCAAGACGAACUUGAAUGCGGACGAAGAGAACGUAAACAUGGUUUAUCGCUAAUUGAAGAAGUCGAAUUUUACAGAAAAAAAUUAAUGAAAAAAAUUCAAGUUUCUGUUAAUAAAAGCGAUAUGUCUAAUUUUAUUGAAGGAACAUGA
Didymodactylos carnosus is the source of this 231-nucleotide messenger RNA. The record is from the annotation of a GenBank genome assembly. NCBI's taxonomy places the organism in Eukaryota, Metazoa, Rotifera, Eurotatoria, Philodinida, Philodinidae.